CCGCACAACUGACUUUCAGUUUGUUAUGUGUUUUCACAAGUGUCGCAUCAUAAAUUAAAAUUGAAAACGUUUCGAUUGUGUGUUAAAAUCUACUAUACAAAAUUAUUUAUUGAAAACAUGAAUUUUCAAAGUGAAUCGUUGAAAAUAAUUGUCGCGUUUAUAUUUAUAACUACAACAACUGAUGCAACACGGCUAGUAAAUGUAAGAAAAACACAUAAGUUGCAGUCCCGAUCCCUAUUAUUUCCACCAACAGCACCAACUCGAGUGCAAUUCAUUGGUGGUAUUGGUAUACCGGUUGAAGAUUUAAAUUUCGAAUCUGUAACAUCGGGCUAUGUAUUGAAAGCAGAAUAUUUUCUUCCUGAAACAGCUGAUGAAUUUCGACAAAAACUAAAACCUCAAACGAUCCAUCGCCGCCGUAAGAGUAUCAACGAAACGUACAUGUACGAUGAAAAUUUCGAAAAUGAUUCAUUAGUAAAUGAAGUGAACAGUAUUUACAACAAUGAAAUUUGGAAUGUAUCCCACAGUAUUAAACAUGACGGUCUUAAAAACCAUUUACACCAACCGAAAGACGAUAAUAUUAAAAGUCAACAAAAACAUGGAGCACUUUAUCGUUGGAUUGUGUAUAAAGCUAUGGAGACGAUAUUAAAUAAAUCCGCAUUAAAUGGCCACGCCUGUAUGUUGCGCAGCAUUUGUGAACAUGCUGCCAUACCAUUGAAUUACGAGGGAGGCUUAUUAGCAGAGAUAUUACAUAUAAUAUUAACGCCUUCAACAUCACGAGAUGAUCCAUCGAAGCCAAAUCAUAAAGACUAUCUAAGAGCAGAAGUAUUAGGACGAUCUGGUGAAGAUUGCGAAAGAGUUUAUAACCAAUGUACUAAGUCUCCAAUGGAAAUAAUAUCAGCUGUAUUUGAAACUUGAUAUAAAUAUAACGUAUUUAGUUUUACGUAAUUACAUGUAUUAAAUAUCAAUAAAUCAUUGUUUGGAAUGGAAUAAAAAAAUGUAUUAAAUAAAUACGAAAAA
Messenger RNA from Lucilia cuprina (Australian sheep blowfly), 1017 nucleotides. RefSeq lists its product as uncharacterized. NCBI's taxonomy places the organism in Eukaryota, Metazoa, Arthropoda, Insecta, Diptera, Calliphoridae. The record is from RefSeq and is a predicted model, not a curated record. The coding region runs from base 118 to 915 and encodes 265 amino acids. The transcript has 4 exons.